UCACUGCCACACGCCGCGGCAGCGUGCGCGCGUCUUCUUCUUCUCGGCGCGUGUGCGCGAGUGUGCGUUACGGCAAGGCUGCGGUCAGUAGAUCACGAUCAAGUGAGCGCGCACACACUACCGUCGCCGACAAGGUAGCGAGCGGAGCUUCUUCACUUUGCUCUCUUCGCGAUCGCGAUUCGGGCGCAUACACGUCGCGUAAACAAACUUAACUUAAGUCAACUUUACUUAACUUCAAAUCCAACACCAAAAACAAUUUGUGCAUAGUGUUUAUCAUGAAAUAAAAAAAUUAAUAAAAAAUAAACAUUACUUAAUUUAAGUCAAAUCGACGCAAGUGACUUAAGUGACUUUUAAAACUUUUCAAUAAAAAUGGAAACGUGUGUAUUAAUUCCGCAAGAAUUCAGUUUGUGCAUUCGCAACAACAAUAAUAAUUCAACAUCGAAUAAUAACAACAACAAUAACAAUAAUAAAGAACUCGAAGUGUCCGUGUGGUCGAAUAGCGCUAUCGCGCAAGGCGCGCUCUGCUAUCCGUUCCAGGGCACCAUCCGAUUGGACAAACUUGAUGUUUACGGACAUUUGGACGAUGAAGAUAUAAGACAUAGAUUUGGUUGUUACGAUGAAACAUCACAGGUGGGUGGACGAAAAGUGCGCCAUUGCAACUGGGUGCGUUUCGUACGUGUUGCCACAGCUUUCCACGCCAACGUCAAUCUGGUAGCAACAAAAGUACGCGGUGAACCUGUCUAUGAAGCCGUCAAACCCAUUCCGCCCGGCACGGAGCUUUUGGUUUAUUAUUUACCGGAAAGACCCGAGGAGCUUUUCUUUGUCAGGAUGCGUGCGUCACUUUAUCGUCAAACCAUGGAUUCUAUUCUAGAAGAUUCACCAUUGGAUCUAUCAAUGUCAUUACUCUCGCGUGCAUUAUCCGGUUCACCACCAAGCGCUGAAGACGAAGGCAAAUCAGUUUCCGGCGAUUCUUCAGCCGCUAGCUCGCAGGGUGACUUACCAGACAAUCAUACUCCUGCGCCCACCCCACGUGCACGACCCAGGGAAAGAACACUGCUUCCCUGCUCCGUAUGCUCAAAAGCUUUCGAUCGGCCAUCUUUACUUAAGAGACAUAUGAGGACACACACUGGUGAAAAACCACACGUUUGCAUGGUUUGCGGCAAAGGGUUCAGCACCUCUUCAUCCCUCAACACCCACCGCCGUAUCCACAGCGGUGAGAAACCACAUCAGUGUCCGGUGUGCAUGAAAAGAUUCACCGCCUCAUCGAACUUGUACUAUCAUCGGAUGACACACAUUAAGGAUAAACCACACAAAUGCAACCUCUGCAGCAAAUCCUUCCCGACUCCAGGCGAUCUACGCUCGCACAUGUACGUGCACUCGGGUUCGUGGCCGUUCAAGUGUCACAUCUGCUCGCGCGGCUUCUCCAAGCACACCAACCUGAAGAAUCACCUAUUCUUGCACACAGGAGAUAAACCACACGCGUGCGAAUUAUGCGGCAAGAAAUUCGCGUUGGCGUGCAACCUACGUGCCCAUAUGAAAACCCACGAAGGUGAAAUUCAAGAGGAAUGCACACGUUGCAAUCAAAAGUUCAUCCCUAGUGUACCAACUACCAACGAAGAUGAAAAUACACAAAAUGGCGACGAUACUGACGAAAUGAAAACAGUAUGCUCAACGUGUCGCGAUGCAAAAACCAGUUUUGAUGAUUCUGCUGAUGAAAGUUCUCCAGAAUGAAACAAAACGCCGCAAAUCUUAUUUUAUUUAUUUAAAUAUUUAAUGUAUAUUUGUAUAGUUACACCAUAAGCACAUUUUAUAUCUAUAUUUAUCCAUAGUCACUUUAAUAUUCGAUAUUUCAUACUUAUAACGAAUGUAAAUAUUUAAACGAAUUUAAUUUCGUUUUAUACACGCGUCAAUCACAACGCAUUCAACGUAAAUGUUUAAAUUUAUAAUUCGACACUCGAUACUUACGUGCGUUAAGUCGCAUUAGGCAUUAAUGCCUUAAGUACACUUUGAUUUUAUGAAUGAACGCAUCGGACGAGAACGAAUUAAUGGUUUUAUUUGAGUUCACGAUGUUGGUAUUCGAACGAGAGGCAAAAGACCUGCAUCGUACCUGAAUUGGAUCGAAGGAGAAAAGACUUUGGACAGUAAUCGGCCCUACGUUUGAGGUUAAUCGUCCGUAGAGGAUGAAGGAGUUAAAAGACAGGCAAUAAAGCAUUGCGUUUCUAAGCUAAACAACCGUAAGGCACUUGGAGAAGUCGAACAAGUUGAUCCUGGGACGCAGGGUUUCAGAAAUGUCAAUCAUGGGAGUAUUUAAGCUGGGAAUUGUUAAAAUUGAGGUUAAAUUGGUAAUUAGUGUUGAUUUCAUGUGGAAAAACGUUAAAACAAUAAAAUAACGUUUGAAGUAAAGGAAAACAUAUUGGAAUAUUGAUAGAGGGACGAAAAACAAUAGAAAAUGGCCACGGUACAGAGAAUUCAUUAUAAUUUCUAUUGAAAACAACGUUUUGUUAGUUACAACCUUUAUAACUCAAGAACGGCUGGACAGAUUUUGAUGCUUUAUGAUUUUUUGGAUUCAUAUUUGACUGGAAUAGGAGAAUAAAUAAUAAAAUAUCCACAAUUAUUAUAUACAGGGUGUUAAAUAAUGGAUGAAAAUUAAUAUUGGGGUUCAAUCAUAGUUAUAACUAAUUAAUUCAAUCUGAGAUGACGCUAAAGUGCAUUAUUAGCAUUUUUCGUACUAAAUCUUGAAGAAAAAAUAAAAAUUAAUUAUAUUUUUACUAAAAAUUUGAAAAAAACACAAAUUUUGAUAAAAAGCAACAAAAUUUGACUGAAAAUCUGAAUGAUUUUGUUAUAAAAGCUAUUAAAAAUGUCGUCCACUAUAGAAUUAACAUUUAUUCGAUUCAAAAUGGCGGAUUUUCAAAAAUCUGCAAAAAUUAAAAAAAAGUCAUUAAAUAACAAAUCACAUUAUAUAAAUGUUUAUGAAUGAGUGGGUUUAUAACCUCUUCGACUUUACGAUGCCGAUCGCCCGAUGCUCGAUGCUUGAGGACGAUGUCUUCGGCGGACUUUACGAGUUCGUUCUCGUUCUCAUUCUCCAGUCACCAAUUAAGGCGGCCGCUAACAAGAUAAACCAACUCGAACAUCAACGCGACCCGCGACGGCACAUACAAAGUGUCCUUUUUACUACGACCGCGACAACUCAAUCGCUAUCUAACGACGAACAAUUUUUCGUUCUGACGAUGUUGGCGCUGCUUUUUUUUGAGUGAUUUAACGUGAAAUCGAUGUAUCCAGCGCCCAGCGGCGUCAUUUCAUCUUCGGAGUUGAUUUCACGCUCGACGGCGGAUAAUUCCACGUGACAUAUUCUUAGCGACAUCGGUGAAACAAGUCGCGUCGUGGGUAAUGUCGUCCAUCUUGUUAUGCGUCGAUAUCAUGAUGGAUCACUAUGCAUCGCUUGUUUUUAUUUUUUAGUUUUUUGUCAAGUCGUUAAAAUUGAUUUAUUCAAGUAAGAACUCAUCAUGAUAUAAAAUUCAAUUGAUUUAUUAUUUAAAACCAAGAAAUAGUAACAAAAUUGUUGCUUUAUUUAUAAAAUGGUAAAAUUUAAAUUUGUUAAUGAUAAGUUUAGUUUAAUAUUAUUUAUAUUUUAUGUAAAAUGCACACCACUGAAAAGCUCAAUU
Dalotia coriaria is the source of this 3662-nucleotide messenger RNA. Its product is annotated as zinc finger protein 70-like. Lineage: Eukaryota; Metazoa; Arthropoda; Insecta; Coleoptera; Staphylinidae. Gene Ontology annotation, cellular component: nucleus. The transcript has 7 exons. The coding region runs from base 370 to 1731 and encodes 453 amino acids. The record is from RefSeq and is a predicted model, not a curated record. Gene Ontology annotation, biological process: regulation of gene expression.